Molecule: messenger RNA, 2580 nt
Organism: Penicillium brevicompactum
Lineage: Eukaryota; Fungi; Ascomycota; Eurotiomycetes; Eurotiales; Aspergillaceae
Product: WD40 repeat domain-containing protein
Exons: 2
Biological process (GO): negative regulation of transcription by RNA polymerase II
Cellular component (GO): transcription repressor complex; nucleus
Molecular function (GO): protein binding
Source: RefSeq, a predicted model, not a curated record
UCACGUGACCGGGGCUUUCCGGAACGCACGUUUCCGAUAUCCGAUGAGGCUCAACCGCUGCGCCUUUGCGCGUGGUCUGAGUCGGUGGACCCACGCGUCUCAGAACUCGCAAACAACCAUGCCAAACCAAUCAGCAACAUGGAAAGACACCGGGAAAUUUUGUUGAAAUCACUCAAUCACCAGGAGGAAGAUGUGUUAAAGCAACUGCAGCAUGUUCAAGACUUCCAAAAUAUAGUUGGUGUUAUCCUACUUUUGGCCGCCCCAAUUUCAACCCACGCGUUGUCAGCUCUCCUGGGAAUUGAAGCAGACCAGCUCGUCCGUCGAUUGAAUGUCUUUAGGUUUGCUGUGGAUAUUCCCAAAGAUGCGGAUCAAACGGUUAGGAUUCUGGACCCAUCGCUUCGGGACUUUCUGGUCCAGUCUGCGUCCGAAUUUCACGUGGAUGAGCCAAAGAAGCACGGAAACAUCGCUCAAUAUUGUCUCGAUAAUAUGAGAUGUAAUUUGCGGAGGAACAUCUGCGAUCUCGUAAGCCCAGGAACUUGUAGGGCCGAUAUUGAUCCUGACAAUUUUCGCCUUUAUCUUCCACCGGAGUUACAAUACUCCUGUCGCUACUGGGUAUAUCAUCUCAACAGAAGUCACGGCGUAACUCUUGCGACUGAUGAUAUACUGCUAUUUCUCAAAAAGCAUUUUCUGCAUUGGGUGGAAGCGAUGAGUCUGCUAGGAUUUAUCUCCGAGGUAGUGGAGAUACUUGGGGUGCUCUCCACCAUUAUCCCGAAGAACGACAAUGAUCUAUUGUCCAUCCUCAUACGCGAUGCAAAGCGUUUUACUCUCAAAAAUCUGCAGAUCGCCGAUCGAGCGCCUCUUCAAAUUUACUGGGCAGGGCUGCUCUUCGCUCCUCGGACAUCAGUCAUCCGCACUGAGUUCCAGUCGGAACUCCCUGGCUCAAAAUGUCAAUCCCCACAUGUCCCCGAAACUUGGGGCGCAGAGUUACAGAUCCUCGAGGGCCAUUCAGACUGGAUUAGCUCGGUAUCCUUCUCGCCGGAUGGCCAGCUGGUGGCAUCGGGAUCUGAUGACCGAAGAAUACGGCUCUGGGAAACAGCAACAGGAGCCCUACGAAAAACGCUUGAGGGCCCUUCCAGUUGCGUUACCUCACUGUCUUUCUCGCCUGACAGCCAGCUCCUAGCCUCCGGUCAGCUGCUGUCGGAAAAUGGUCUUGACAGCCUGUUGAUUUGGGAUAUAGCCAGUGGCAGCAUACGUCACUCCCUUCAGGGACAUGGCAGCAGUGUUGAGUCGGUAUGCUUUUCGCCCGAUGGUCGGGUGCUAGUGUCUGGGUCAAGCGAUGGUACUGUACGGCUGUGGAAUAUAUCAACCGGUGAUCUCCAGCAAACUCUGGAUGAUAACUGUGAUAAGAUUUUCUGUGUAGCCGCCUCGCCCGAUGGCCAGUUCUUCGCUUCCGGCUCCAAGGACCGCCAAGUGCAUGUCUGGGAACUGGAAACAGGCGACUUGGUGUCGCUUUACACAAUAUCCGCUGUGGCCUCCUCACUGGCCUUCUCACCCGAUAGUCAGCUCCUGGCGUGCGGUGGUAACUCAAAGGAUGUGACCCUUUGGGAUCUGACGACGGAUGACACGAAAACUCUCCAGGGCCACUCAUCAUGGAUUCGAUCCGUGGCUUUCUCGCCUGACGGUCGGCUUCUUGCGGGUGCCUCCCAAGAUAAGACUAUUUAUCUUUGGGAUAUUGAGACGGGAAACGUACAGGAGACCCUGGAGGGCCAUUUCAACUAUGUUACAUCGGUGGCGUUCUCGCCCGAUAGCCGGCUACUGGCAUCUGGCUCGAAUGAUCAAACCUUGCGUGUGUGGGAGAUAGAAAUGGACCCGCAACAGAAACUCGAGAGCAAUUCCGACUGCGGUGGCUCAGUAGUCUUUUCCUCAAGCAACCGGCUGGAGGUCAACAGGGUGAAUUCGAUGACAUUUUCUCCCGAUGGCCGGCUACUAGCCUCCAGCUCUAACGACAACAUCGUGCGACUCUGGGACACUGCAACGGGACGUCUAGUGCAGACAUUCAAUGGUCAUUCAGACUGGGUGCUAUCAGUGGGAUUUUCACCCGACGGGAGUCAAUUGGCGUCGGGCUCUAUGGAUCGUACAAUAAAGCUUUGGAAUGUUACGACGGGGGUUCUGCAGCAGAGCUUGGAGGGUCAUUCGGAAACAGUUCGCUCUGUUGUCUUUUCGCCCGAUGGACAGCUCCUAGUGUCGGGUUCCAAUGAUAAGACCGUAUGUGUCUGGGAUCUGAUGACGGGCAGCCUGCAGCAGACCUUGAAAUUCGAGGGCAAUACUGAAGAUCUUUUAUCUGCCAUCCACAACUUGGCCAACUUCGAUGAUGAGGACCAACGUGAAAGGCCCAGUCCCGCUUCAAGCGAUGAUAUUUUACCACUUUCAAUUGACCAAGGACAGUGGAUCAAUGUCAAUGGUCAAAAUGUAUUAUGGCUCCCUCCAGACUUUCGACCUUGCCUUUUUGCAGCCUAUAAGAGUCGCAUUGCUUUGGGGCACAUAUCAGGACGGGUUUGCUUCUUCCGAUUUAGUUUAUAA